AUGUCCUCUCAGUGCAACAUCUCUCACUACGAACCCAAGCAUGCAAUCGUUCGUGACCUACGAGAUUACAUCUUCCGUUCACAAGAAAGAGCUAGAGCAUUCAGAUUUGCGAUCUCAUCUGCUCGUGCGAAAGAAAAUAGCGGACAGAAAGAGAUGAAUACAGAGGGCGUCUAUGAUCUUGAUGAUUACCUGCGCUACUGUGAUGACCUCCUGAGAUGGGCUCCAGACGUCUCUAGCCCUGGCGAUACACUUCUCCGUAAGCUGCUUAUAUUUUAUUGGGUUUUCGAGCAGCCAUCUCUCAGAUAUUUGCAAGCUCCUAUUCUCCCGUCUACUUCAAACACCCAUCUAUCCUGGCUUUCAUACUGGCUCGUCAGCUAUGCCCGUGAAGUGGGACAUUGGAUGGAUACUAGCGAACAUGAUAAAGAUCUCUGGGAGAAGCCCACUCACGGAAAAUGGAGAUCAUUUAAUGAGUUCUUUCCCCGCCGCUGGGCCGAUAUUAAUGUUGGCCAUCCAAUCGCUGUCGAAGGUGAUGAUACGGUGAUUGUACACAGCGCUGAUUCGACGUUCGGCGGUAGUUGGAAUAUCAAUGACGGGUUUGUCAAUAUCAAAGAUCAUGCUCCCGUUGCGAAGGGGGUUAAGUGGCCUGUUGAGGCGCUACUUCAGCGAUGUGGACCAGACUUCAAUAAUGGUAGUCUGAUGCACGCAUUCCUAUCGCCGUACGAUUAUCACCGCCUGCAUGCCCCCGUCAGCGGGAAGAUUGUGGACAUCAAGAACAUCCAAGAUCAGGUCUAUUUUCAAGUCACAAGGAAGAGAGAAAGUGACAGGCUUGUCCCUGACAGAGGACUGACGCGUGAUCCUGAAGAAGUUUCUCGGCGUCAGGAUAAGAGAAAGACGGGACUAAGAGAGCUGGAUUCUCCAGAUGACGCGGGCUAUCAGUGGUGUCAGACCCGUGGCCCUAUCAUCAUCGACACAGUUGUUUACGGCAAGGUCGUUGUGUUGCCGAUCUAA
Molecule: messenger RNA, 1008 nt
Organism: Aspergillus affinis
Lineage: Eukaryota; Fungi; Ascomycota; Eurotiomycetes; Eurotiales; Aspergillaceae
Product: phosphatidylserine decarboxylase
Exons: 2
Coding region: 1-1008 (335 amino acids)
Biological process (GO): phospholipid biosynthetic process
Molecular function (GO): phosphatidylserine decarboxylase activity
Source: RefSeq, a predicted model, not a curated record